AGUGUUUGCAAAAAGGAGGGACUUUCUCUUCCUCUAGAAUUAGCCAAAAAAAUUGCUGAAAAGUCCAACCGUAACCUACGACGUGCCCUGCUGAUGUGCGAGGCCUGUAAAGUGCAACAAUACCCCUUCAGUGCCCAGCAGGAGAUAUGUGUCCCUGAUUGGGAGACGUUCUUACAAGGAACUGCUGCCAAAAUUGUUGAGGAACAGAGCCCUAAUCGAUUGCUAGAAGUCCGGGAAAGAAUAUACGAGCUCCUGACACAUUGUAUACCUCCAGAGGUUAUUUUCAAGGGUCUGCUGAAGGAGCUGGUGCGGAACUGCGACGGAGAGUUGAAAUGUGAAGUUACUCGAUUAGCGGCAUACCACGAGCACCGCCUCAACCUGGGCUCCAAGGCCAUAUACCACAUAGAAGCCUUUAUUGCUUCCUUUAUGGCAAUUUAUAAAAAGUUCUUGGAGGAGAGCAUGUCUGCCAUGUUUUAGGAAGCAAACGUAAAAUAGAAGUUUCCAGUGCUGAAGUGUAUUGUGUUGUCUUCAGAUUAGCUGAAUUAUUUUAUAAUGGUGUUUAAAUAUAUUUUUGAUCCAAGUAAAAUUUUUACCAAUAAAAUUUUUGAGAUGG
Molecule: messenger RNA, 613 nt
Organism: Procambarus clarkii (red swamp crayfish)
Lineage: Eukaryota; Metazoa; Arthropoda; Malacostraca; Decapoda; Cambaridae
Source: RefSeq, a predicted model, not a curated record